AUGAUGGCGUGUUCUCGAUCAUGUUCCCGCAUCUUGGGGGUCAGCCUUGGUAUCUCAGCCCAACUUGCAGCUGGUGCCAAUCUUGCUCUGUUCUUUCCUGACUGGGAAGUGACCUAUCUGAAGAAUGGCCUUAUAGGCAAGCAUGCUAUGAGAGGUGCGGGCCUUUGGGGAGGUGGCCUGAUGGUAUUCUUUGCAGCCAUCCUCAUCACACUGAUAGGCUGGCGCCGGGGCUGCUUCAGUAACACUGGGCCCUGCAAAAGUAUGCUUGUUUCCACGCUGGCAGGUUGCCUGGCUCUUUUAGGGGCCUUUGUUUGUUUUAUCACAUCUGGCGUGGCCCUGAAGGAUGGUCCCUUCUGCAUGUUUGACGUUCCCUCAUCCAAUGAGACACAAGCCUCGAAGCAUGGCUAUCCAUUUAAAGGCCUGAAUGACAGGAAUUACCUUUAUAACCGCUUCCUCUGGGAUUCAGUCUGCAUUGAGCCCCGCAGAGCUGUCAUCUGGCAUGUGAUUUUCUUCUCUACACUCCUGAGUGUCAGCAUCAUCCAGAUUCUCCUGGUAUUAGCUCAGCUAAUCAACAGCUUCUUGGGUCUCUUCUGUGGCUUCUUUGAGAAGAGAGAGAUUUAACUUCCAGUCUGCAGCAGAGAUGCCCUUCUCAAGUUGUCCUUCUUCCCAAAAAGAAGCUGAUUGUGGAAGCAAGGAAACAUAAAGAAAAGGACUGAUAUUUAAAAUUGGUACUUAGAUGAAGUAAGAAACACAUUCUCCACUGAUUACCCAGCCCUCUUUACUGUAUCCUCAAUGGACAUAUCUAUCAAUUAUUGACAUGAAAAUCCUAACAUAAAGUUAAUAGCCAAGAAAUAGGCCAUUAAAAAUGAGUUAACAACAGAGAAAGAACCUGACCAUAGAUACUACAGUGACAGAGAAGAUCAGGUUUCAA
This is a messenger RNA of Phascolarctos cinereus (koala), 931 nucleotides long. Lineage: Eukaryota; Metazoa; Chordata; Mammalia; Diprotodontia; Phascolarctidae. The record is from RefSeq and is a predicted model, not a curated record.